This is a messenger RNA of Menidia menidia (Atlantic silverside), 2947 nucleotides long. The record is from the annotation of a GenBank genome assembly. NCBI's taxonomy places the organism in Eukaryota, Metazoa, Chordata, Actinopteri, Atheriniformes, Atherinopsidae.
GGGGGGGGGGGUUAUUUUGGUUUGCAGUUUUCAUGAGGGCCACUGGGGGGGUAAAAUCGGCCUUUCGGACCUUGCCCCUGAGCUGAUGUCACUCCGAGAUUAAACACCUUUGACCUCCAUGCGCUGUCAACAGUAAGCAGCUCACCGAGACGCCAGUGCGACUAAAUCCACCAGCAGAGACCGGUUUGUCACGUGACGUGCCGUGCAACCCCUUGCCUGCCUUGCUUGUGUGUGCGUGCGCGUGCGCGCGUUUGGCUUUUUUUUUUAUUUAUUUCCGCGUUCUCCGGAGCAGAGCAGAGAGCUGGACCGGGUCGUGUCUUUGCGCGGCCGUUGCGCUCCGACUGACCUGUCCGCGUCUCCGCGCGCGCGCGUGGGGGGGGGACGACCAUGCUCACGCGGGUGAAGUCGGCCGUGGCCAGUUUCAUGGGAGGCGUGAUGGCCGGCGGCUCCGGCGGGGAGCAUCCAGGGGCCGGAGGGGGGUACGGAGGUUCGGAUCUACCGCUCCGGUUCCCCUACAGCCGGCCCCAGUUCCUGGGUCUGUCCCCGGACGAGAUCGAGUGCUCCGCGGACCACGUCGCCAGGCCGAUCCUCAUCCUCAAGGAGACCAAGCGGCUGCCGUGGGCCACCGGCUAUGCGGAGGUCAUUAACGCUGGAAAGAGCGCGUUAAAUGAAGACCAGGCCUGCUGUGAGGUGCUGGUGGUCAAGAGGAGGCCGUCGGGGAGCGCCACCCCCACUGACCGCAGGAGGUCUUCCCUGCCUAACGGAGAGGGCCUGAGCCUCAAAGACACCCCGGACAGCUCUGAGGACCUGACCUUUCACUACUGGGCGCUGUUCGAUGGCCACGCGGGGUCCGGGGCGGCGGUGGUGGCGUCCCGCCUCCUCCACCACCACAUCGCCCUGCACCUUCAGGAGGUGACGGAGAUCCUCUGCACGCCCAACCUGCUGCCCCCCACCCUCCUGGACGAAGAGCCGGUCAAUCACCUCCUCACCGCCACGUCCAGCCGCGCCCUGACCCGGGCGGCGUCGCUCAGAGGGGCGGCGGGGGCCCCGGGGUCCCCCGGCACGCCGCCCGCGCGCUUCUUUGCCGAGAAGAAAGUCUCGCACGAGAGCCUGGUAAUCGGGGCCAUCGAGAAUGCCUUCAAAGACAUGGACGUGCAGAUAGAAAAAGAGAAGGGGGCCUACAACAUCUCCGGGGGCUGCACCGCUCUGAUGGUCAUGUGUUUACAAGGGAAGCUCUACGUCGGGAACGCAGGGGACAGCAGAGCUAUCAUCAUCCGGGCAGGAGAAGUCAUCCCCAUGUCGUCGGAGUUCACGCCUGAGUCAGAAAGACAGCGACUGCAGUUCUUGGCGUACAUGCAGCCCCACUUAUUAGGGAACGAGUUCACGCAUCUGGAGUUCCCGAGGAGAGUGCAGAGGAAGGAGGUGGGGAAGAGGAUGCUGUACCGGGACUUCACCAUGUCAGGAUGGGCGUAUAAAACCAUAGAGGAUGAUGACCUGAAGUUCCCCCUGAUCUACGGUGAAGGGAAGAAGGCCCGCGUCCUGGCAACCAUCGGAGUCACCAGAGGUCUGGGGGACCACAACCUGAAAGUGCACGACUCCAACAUUUACAUAAAGCCCUUCCUGUCCUGCUGCCCGGAGGUCAGAGUUUACCCCUUAUCGCAGCACGAGCACGGGGCGGAUGACGUCCUGGUUCUGGGAACCGACGGUCUGUGGGACGUCCUCUCCAAUCAGGAAGUGGCCGAAGCGGUCAGCGGCUUCCUGGCAAACUGCGACCCGGACGACCAGCACAGGUACACAAUGGCGGCUCAGGACCUGGUCAUGAGAGCCCGGGGGGUGCUGAAGGACCGGGGCUGGAGGAUAUCCAACGACCGGCUGGGCUCCGGCGACGACAUCUCCGUCUACAUCAUCCCCCUCAUGUACGGAAACAAGCAGAACUAGCCCACAUACCCCCCCCCCCCCCCCCCCCCCCCCCCCCGGUAGUUUUAAACCGCAUUUGUGUGGGUUUCCUCUUCUGGUGAAAGAUCAAAGGUGGGAUUUCUGUCCCGGUCUCCCCGAGAUCGUCCUUAGAUUUCCUUUUACGGAAGAGAAACAGACAAGCCGUCCCACGGAAGGAGACCAUUUUUUAUUUCUUUUUAUUUGAGUUAAGACGUAGAUAUUUCUUUCUUUUUUUUGUCUUUCCUCCAUGACGAGGAAGCUGCUGCGAAGUUCACAUGUGCGGGGGAAAAACAAAAAAGAAAAGGUCGCCGGCUGGGACUUAUGGCCGUCACUGACCCGCGCACAAAACUUAGAAAUGUGAAAAUGUAAAUAGCCAUUGUUCGAACGUCUGUACAGUGUACAAAACAAGAAAACGAACACGCAAAAAAAAAAAAGAGUUCUUAAAACCUGUGUCCGCCAUGUGUUCCGGUCCCCCCCUGAAACGAAGCAGCCCGGCUCACACGUGGUCCUCUCAGAUGUGGGUCACCUCCAGAUGGUCACCUGCAGCCCAGCUUUUGCCAUUUGUUUCCAAUCGAAAGAGAAACAGCUUCGCCAACCUCUUACGUCUUCCUUUGUGACCGUCAUCCUCUCUCAGUCCUUCUUAGAUAUACUUACAGGUGCCUCUUAACUACGUCGGUUGACCGGAUGUUUAGAUAAUGUUUGUGAACAGCACCCGUCUCCGAUGACCAUUAGCAGGCGCUUUCCUUUUUGGUGCGUUCACCAUCGAUGUGGUUCUCAUUUUGAGUGUUUUUCUGCUGUACAAAUGGCUGGCUUUCAGCCAAAACAUGGGGAGUAACUUGAUGUAAAUGUAAAUAUUAUUUCCAGUGGACAAUCUUCUCUCUGUUUCUGUAAGUGAUGUACAUCUUUCCGAAACCAAGACGUGUCAUUUCUACUGUUUUAGAAACCGAGGAACGGUGAAAAGGAGAGAGAGGGAGAUUAAAAAAAAGAUGUUGUAAUAAAAAGGAGAAAUGGA